CUCAAACACCGGUUGUACUUACUUAUCUGUCGUGUUUUGUCACCACCGGUUUGGACACAUUACUCUAAUCUGAUAUUCUAUUCUCAGCAAAUGAAAUGAAACACAACUUUUAUUUUUUUUUAGUGUGGCGCUGUUUCUUAAGUUAAUAUGUCUAGUUGUAAUUGGGGGUUUUAAAUGAAACAUCAAACACAAAUUCACAUGAAAAUAUAUGGUAGUAUUUCCUAAAUGUAUAUUAAACUGCAAAGCAUUGGAAAGAGAUCAACAAAUGUCGUGUAGCUGUCAUCAUUUUUGGCUGGAUACACUAGGUGGAAGCAGCGAUUUCUAAUCCAAGGUACCUCAACCAAAGAAGAAGCACAGAGGCGAGCGAUCCUUUCUAACUAACGUCUGUGCUCAUUCCUGGGAGAAAGGAUGCCACCAUUGGGCCACUUACACAUGGAACAUGUCCUGCAGGCAGUCGGUGUCUUGGAGGCGGUCAUCCUUCGCAGUUUUGGCCCUGAAGGAGGACAGGUGCUGUUCACACGAGACACGGGACAGGUGUUGUUGAGCCGCAGUGGGACACGCAUUCUCACGGCACUACAUCUGGAGCAUCCGUUCGCCAGGAUGGUGGUGGAGUGUGUCUGGAAGCAUAGCUCUGCAACAGGCGAUGGAUCCAAAACCUUUAUCCUGCUGCUGGCAUCAUUGCUACGGUUGAUUCAUGCAGCAGCCAGCAAGGGGUCUAAUGUGUCUCACUCUUAUAGCUCAACAAAAGCAGCAGAGGCUGCCACUGCCAGACACUUGGCUGACAAACUGCUAGCAUUUGGGUUGAAGGAGUUGGAUGAGCUCAUUGCUACGGGAGUGGUCCCUUAUGGAGGCUGCAUUUCGUGGGAAGAUUUCACUGUGGAAGCACAAACGUCAUCUCUCACAAACAAUCUCUGUGUUCAAAAGCUGCUAAGAUCAUUUUUUCACACACGCUGUGGUUACACGCACUGUGACUUCAGUAGUCACCUCACAUGUGAGCUGCUCAGUCACUGGAAUUUUAAAAAUCAACUACCUUCAUUCUCUCUGCAGCUCGUAAGCGACUACUUCCCGGCCCUCCAUACACCUGUGUCGGGCUUUCCUGUCCGCUCUUCACGUUUAAUCGAGGGGCAGGUAAUCCACAGGGACUUUGCCACGCCACCGCUUAAGACUGACCACCAGCCAGUUAAGGCUGUAGUUCUCACCGGGUCGCUGCAACCAACAUUGCUCAGCACAGGAGACGUGCUUGAGUUGGGAUAUAGAGGCCGAAUGAAGGAGGAGAGAAGUAUUUUACACUUUAGCUCCUGGAUGGAAAGCUCACUGCAGGGUGUUAUUGCGAAGCUGCAGACUUUGGGUGUUUGUGUGCUUCUGUCUGCAGUAAAACAGUCUGCUGCUGUCCUGGCUUUAGCCACACAGGCAGAGAUGUGCCUUGUGGAGUGUGUCAGUGAAGAUGAACUCUCUCUGUUUUCCCAGCUAAGUGGAACUACCCCAAUCUGGGACUGUUCGAUGAUUGAAUCAGAGCACGUAGCCACACUGGCUUUUUGCCGGCCGAUACAGCUCGGAGCCCACAGGUAUGUCCAUGUGGCUUUCCAGGACUCGGAAGAUAGAAUCACCAUCAAACCCUGCAGUCUGAUCAUCUGUGCCCCAGGGGAAGGACAGAUUGAGCAGUAUGCAUGUGCUUUACAAGAUGCCAUUCGCAUGCUACUUAGAACUUGGGAGCCCAUGCUUGCAGCUGCAACCACAACAUCAAAGAGUACCCUGCAGUCGCAUAAAGGCGCAUCUUUACAUACAGACAGUCUGACCGAGCAAACCCCAUACAGAUCCAUCGCUAUACAGCCCAUUCAAAAGCCAGGCUGUGUUUUAUCUGCUGGUGGUUUAUUUGAGCUUCUCUUACACUAUGCCCUUCUACAACAUGGACAUAGUUGCUCAGUUUCUCCUGACCUAAAUAUAGAUGCUUCUGUUUCCCAGCUCUUGGCAAAUGCCCUACUGAGCGUGCCUCAAAAGAUUUACUCUCACAGUCCGCACCAUUUCCUGGAGUCUCAAAGACGGGUUAUAAGUUUUGUUAGUAAGUUUCCAAAUGAUUCCCACCCUUUUAGCCUUGUAUAUAAACGAGAAAAUACUAUAAGCCCUAUACAGGUCGAAGGGCCUCUGGGGGAUGGUAAACUAAGCUUGCAUUGUUGUAGAGAGGGUGACAAAUUGUCAAAAGUUUCAGAGUUGGAUCUGGGCCUUGAAUCUGUCUCCUGUAAAUACCAGCUACUUCUUGCUGUAUUGCAGUGUGUCGCAAGUCUCCUUAAGGUGGACGCUGUCCUGCCUACACACACGGCUUUACACACACAGUCGCGUAGACUCGCCAGGACUUCCUGGGAGGAUACAGAGGACGAAGGCGAGGGCUGAGAUUGUGUCUUAGUUAAGAUAAAAGCCGUGAACAUAUUUUCUCUCAGUGCUCCCUCAUGUCGAAGAUGGAGUAAAUAAUUUUUGGCACAGUGAUUUUUCUAUACCCACAAGAUAUAUCCAGCUAUCUGUCCAUUCUCUUCCACUUAUCCUUGUCAGGGUCAUGGGGGAACUGGAGCCUGUCCCAGCUACCAUAGAGCAAGAGGCAGGGACCUGAACAGGUCACCAGUCUGUUUUAGGGCUAAAACAUAGAGACAGACAACCAUUCACACUUACAUUCAAACCUAUGGACAGUUAAGAAUGAUCAAUUAACCUAACCCCACUAACUGCAUGUCUUGACUGCAUGACUGUGGGAGGAAGCCGGAGAACCUGGAGAGAACCCCUGCAAACACAAGGAGAACAUGCAAAAUCCACACAGAAAGGCCCCGACCAGGUGGUGGAAACUCAGGAACAUCUUUUUGUGAGGCAACCAGUGCUAAUCACCUUGCCACUGUGUAUAUUUUGUUCCAACGAAAUAUAUUUUUAUUGCAAGACACAGAUGGUAUUUUCAGUCUUAUGACCAUGUUGUGGUUGGUUGCAGUUUCUGUGGCAGUAAAAUGUUAAAGUGGUCUAUAGCAUCCUGUCCUGAAUCAAGGCAAGGUCUGGCAGUAAAAAAGAAGGCAUUAAACACUGUUGUAAUACAGAAUGUGCAGUUGCUAAAUAUUUUUAUGUGUUGCAAACCUUCCAAGCGAGAAUUUGUUAAUGCCUUUUUUUUUCUCAGUAUUUUUCAUAUUCAUAGAUUUUCUCUAAAAUUUCUCCUCCUUUUCUAUUUUCCUGGCCUAUUCCCUUGCUAGUUUGUCCCUUACACAAACGGUUUAAAUACACAUCACCUCACAAAAAUACACAGUCCUUUUUUAUAAUCAGUGUUAUCUCGAAAAAACGAUUGAGGCAUUUAGAAGGGCAACACCCGGCUGUCAACAACCAAAUCAUAGCAUGCUUCCUUGUGCUGUAAUCAGGGGAACACAAACUCUAUUUACUUCUAUACUCGCCGCUUUUUAGAUGGAAACUGUGAGUCAUAAAGACAUUAACUAGUCAUACUGUUUACCGUAACUACCGUGUCAUUAGUUUUGAAGACAAAAAUUUUCCAUAAAAUAUUUGUAAAAGCACAAUUAAGAAACAAAGACACUUCUUGUCUUUGUUUGUGUUCUAAGGGAGUCAGUCAGCUGAUAGCUGCCAAUAUCAAAGAAGGGGAAGCCGAGGGAGUUUUCCCAAUGUUUUUUUUUUCCUUUUUCCUACUGCGAAAAAGGAAACAAGCUUGAGUGUAGCUGUCAUUGUUGUCAGUCCUAUGGAGACACCUACGCACGUCUAACUCUUGCAGCAUGCUGUAUCGUGAGCGGCUAAAUCUAAAAUGUAAAUAAGGCUCAGUCUAACAGUGAAUCAGCGUGACUCUUAUAUUUUCAUUGUAGUUAUGAAUGUUACCAAGUGACCUAAGAACAGGUGCAGUUAAAUGUUCUCCAACUUGUUUACUAUUACAGUGUAUGGGAAUAAUUGCAGGUCAUAUUAUUUUAUGGUCCACUUUUAUUUCUCUAUUUAAAUGCUUAAAUUUUUCCUUGAUGGCAAGUUUUAUUUUCCUAUACUGAAUUGUUUAUAUUUUCUCUAUAAAUGAACCUUAUGAUUGUUACAGUAAA
This is a messenger RNA of Neolamprologus brichardi, 4052 nucleotides long. RefSeq names its product Bardet-Biedl syndrome 10 (gene bbs10). NCBI's taxonomy places the organism in Eukaryota, Metazoa, Chordata, Actinopteri, Cichliformes, Cichlidae. Gene Ontology annotation, molecular function: ATP binding; ATP-dependent protein folding chaperone. The record is from RefSeq and is a predicted model, not a curated record. Gene Ontology annotation, biological process: chaperone-mediated protein complex assembly.